AUGUCCGACUCUCCUCGCGGUGUCGGUCAUACCGACUCGAUAGACUCCCACGACUCGGCCCCGAAGCAGCCGGAGAAGAAGAAGAGUCGUCGGCCGGCGAAUACCGCCUUUCGCCAGCAGCGGCUCAAGGCAUGGCAGCCCAUCCUGACGCCCAAGACCGUGCUGCCCUUGUUCUUCACCAUCGGCGUCAUCUUCGCUCCCAUCGGCGGCUUGCUGCUGUACGCGAGCGCCCAGGUGCAAGAAAUCUCCCUCGACUACACUAGCUGCGUGACGACGGCGCCCAACCUGGCGACCGAGCAGUUCGCGAGCAUGCCGAGCGGCAACGUCAAUACGCAGUUCAAGGGCCCCAACAAGAGCAUCGAUGCCCAGUGGGGCGUCAUGAAAGGCCUCAACGUCACGCUGCCCUCGGGCGUCAACGUCACCACCGACCGCUGCAUCUUGCGAUUCAACAUCCCCGAGAACAUGGGCCCGCCCGUGCUCUUCUACUACCACCUCACCAACUUUUACCAAAACCAUCGUCGGUACGUCGACUCGUUUGACCAGCAGCAGCUCAAGGGGGACGUCCGAACCUACGACGACAUCCACAGCUCCAAGUGCACCCCGCUCUACGGCGAGUGGAAAGAUGGCGAGCAGCUGCCGUACUACCCGUGCGGUCUCAUCGCCAACUCCAUGUUCAACGACACCUAUUCGAGCCCCGUGCUCCUGAACCCGCCCGGUGCCAAGGGCAACGAGACGCGGCCCUACAACAUGACGACGGACGGAAUUGCCUGGGCUAGCGACAAGGAGCUGUACGGUCCGACCAAGUACAACCUCUCGCGGAUCCUGCCCCCGCCCAACUGGGCGAAGCGCUAUCCCGAAAACUACACCACCGACAACCCGCCGCCGAACCUGCAGGAGUGGGAGGCUUUCCAGGUCUGGAUGAGAACGGCCGGCCUGCCGGCCUUUAGCAAGCUGUACCAGCGAAACGACACGGCCGCCAUGACAAAUGGUCGCUACGAAAUCGUCAUCGAUGACCACUUUCCCACGCUCGAGUACAAGGGAACAAAGUCGAUCCUCAUCACCACCCGCACCGUCAUGGGCGGCCGCAAUAAUUUCCUCGGCAUUGCUUACAUUGCCGUCGGCGGCGUGUGCAUUCUUCUCGGCGCCCUGUUCACCGCCACGCAUCUCAUCAAACCGAGGUCAGCUCUCCACGUUUCCUUGACCCCCCCCCCCCUUCCAGCGUCCCACUCACCAACUGUUUCGCGCAGAAAACUGGGCGAUCACACCUACCUCUCGUGGAAUAAUGUUCCGGCGUCGAAAGCAGGCCCGAGCACCGCCAGAGCGACCGGUCGUGAAGUUCGUCCCGGCGACGCCUAG
Molecule: messenger RNA, 1356 nt
Organism: Drechmeria coniospora
Lineage: Eukaryota; Fungi; Ascomycota; Sordariomycetes; Hypocreales; Ophiocordycipitaceae
Exons: 4
Coding region: 1-1356 (451 amino acids)
Cellular component (GO): plasma membrane; endoplasmic reticulum; Golgi apparatus
Source: RefSeq, a predicted model, not a curated record